Messenger RNA from Protobothrops mucrosquamatus (brown spotted pit viper), 912 nucleotides. RefSeq names its product LIM domain only 1 (gene LMO1). Gene Ontology annotation, molecular function: transcription coactivator activity; DNA-binding transcription factor binding. Gene Ontology annotation, cellular component: nucleus. Gene Ontology annotation, biological process: positive regulation of transcription by RNA polymerase II. Bases 307 to 777 code for a protein of 156 amino acids. The record is from RefSeq and is a predicted model, not a curated record. Lineage: Eukaryota; Metazoa; Chordata; Lepidosauria; Squamata; Viperidae. The transcript has 4 exons.
UUUCCCCUCCUCCUAAAUUGCAGUUUUAGUUCCUUGCAAUUCCGAGGUGCAAAAGUAGGUGAGACUGCUUUUGUAUCCGCAAAGUGCUUCAUUUCGGGAAGGCAAUUCUAAGCGAGUGCAAUCUAGGUUAAAAGCUGGACAACCGGAUAAUUAGAGCGCUCUCGCUGCUAAAGGACAAUCAGCUGAGAGAGAGAGCCCCGGUGUCUGCUUCAGGCGCUCCCGCAGACUAGGUCCCGCUCUUUCCUCCUCUGAGCGGAGGCGAUUGGAGACGGCGCAUCUGCACCCGGGCUUCCUGGGGACCCUGAGAUGAUGGUGCUGGACAAGGAGGACGGUGUGCCAAUGUUAUCGGUGCAACCAAAAGGAAAGCAGAAGGGAUGUGCCGGCUGCAAUCGUAAGAUCAAGGACCGCUACCUUCUGAAGGCCUUGGAUAAGUACUGGCAUGAGGAUUGCUUAAAGUGUGCCUGCUGCGACUGCCGCCUGGGAGAGGUUGGAUCUACACUUUACACAAAAGCCAAUCUCAUUCUCUGCCGCAGAGAUUACCUGAGGCUCUUUGGGACUACUGGGAAUUGUGCUGCCUGCAGUAAGCUGAUCCCUGCCUUUGAGAUGGUGAUGAGGGCCCGAGAUAACGUUUACCAUUUGGACUGCUUUGCCUGCCAGCUUUGCAACCAGAGAUUCUGCGUGGGGGACAAGUUUUUCCUGAAGAACAACAUGAUCUUGUGUCAGAUGGACUAUGAGGAGGGGCAACUGAAUGGAAGCUUUGAGCCCCAAGUUCAAUAGCAAAUCCAGUUUGGCUGAAACACUGUGGAAUGGACGUUCAGCCACACUAGCAGUGAAAGGCGUCUCUCAGCUUGCCUGCAAUAUUUUUUUAAUCCUUGGUCCCCAAAGGACGAUCUACAUUGUAGUAUCUUUCUC